GGGCGUGUCCUGCCUAGAACCUUGUGGAGUCAUAACACUACCCGACGGUUUCCUUUAUCUUUCAACGAUUUAUUUUAGCAAUAACAGUAACCACAAGAACAGAGAAUUGUCCCACGAGCAUUGGAUUGUAACAUCUCGUAAAAUAUAACAAGUAAUAGUGUUCAAAGCUGGUUCACAACUAUUUGAAUAGAGAUUUUCCCAGGUUGUUACGUCGCUUGUUAUUGCUUGUCUUCCCUAGCUAGGAGCUAGCUUAAGUUACUUGCAGCACAGUGGUGGUUUGAAAUUUACUUAUUUAUUAUUGGGGUUUUUUUGACAAAUUGGUCUGAAACCUUUGAAGUCUGAUAGAGUUAUAUAACCAACUGAUGAUCCCGACACAACUUCGAGAUUAUUUAUGACCGGUGCUCUAACAUAUCAACAACAAAGCAUUUUGAUGAUGGCAUCCUUUGAUGUGGCUGGUAAAGAUGCUCUGGCUUGCACAUCCAGUCAGCGAGACGAUCAACCAAAAUCCCAAAACACCUCGCUGAAGAGGAAAACCACUAAGCCUAAAACCCGAAAGGUGAAAAAGGCCCGCGUUAACAGUGUCAACUACACAGUUCACGAGGGAGAAGACAUGCUGCUCGUCAUACCCCACAGCACUUCAGGAUACGACGGCUCCGACUGGGUCCCCAAGAAGAAAAAGAGAGGCACGAAAAAGGUUACUACAAAAGGAACUGGGAAAAGAAGUACUUCCGUGAAGAAGCGCAAACCUACUAUUCGUACAUCAGCUGUCAAGCAAAAAGAGCAGGAGUUGCUAACACCUUCAUUUGUGUCAACGGAACCAAACGACCACAGAUGGGGGCAAAAUCUUCCCGAGGAGAUUCUGGUCAAUAUUUUUAAAAUGGUGGUUUUGCAAGAUGGUGCCGUGCCUUUUCUCUGCAGGAUGGCAAGAGUGUGCCGCUUGUGGAAUGCCGCUGCCGCCACUCCUUCCCUAUGGCGGAGAGUCUCUGUCGGUCACUGCUUGAUUGCACCAGCCAAAAGUCAGCUGCCAGCAACGCAGAAUCGAAUUAAAGACACAAUCAACUGGCUGGCACAGAACAGAUUUUCCCAGUUGCGCGAUUUCUCCCUCCAUCACUGGAAAACAAAUGUGGACUACGCAGUGGAUGUGGUGUCGCAGUUCUGCCCUCAAUUGAACACCCUCAAGCUCUCCUACUGUACUGGCCUGACGGAGGCGACAUUCCAGAGCCUGGGUCAGCACAGUCACCUGCUGCGAAACCUAAAUGUACUGUACACAGAAGCAGAAGGUCUUCCCAAUUAUCUUGAUAGUCACGGUGCUCAGAUGCAGCAACUUUGGUUCACUCAUGGACAGAAGACCCACAGAAUCCUCACCGCCAUCUUGAAAAGCUGUCCCAAUUUAGAGUUGCUGGAGAUAAACACAAUGCUGGACCGUAAAAUAGGUGAAGUUCGCAUUUGCGUCCAAGCGCUACAAAAGGCUUGCCCCAAACUUAAGACAUUCCGGAUGCUGAAUGUCAGCCCAAUGCACAAGAAUAUGCAGGUAUGGGACUCUCCCGGGUCCCAGACGGGUUUCCCUCUCCUGGAGGAGCUGUGCAUCGCAACCGCGUCGCACUCCUACAUGAAUGACAAACACCUGCAAGACAUACUCUUCGAUUCUCCCCAUUUGCGAGUGUUGGACCUGCGUGGUUGCUCAGCAGUCACAUCGGCUUGUUUGGUGGCAUUACCCUGUCUUGAUCUGGAGUGCCUUUUCUGGGGUCAACAUUUCAACAGUGAUAUGGUCACAUUUCGCCAGAACCGAGGCAUUGACUCUGUGACGCAGAAGUGGAAGCACACGCUCCGGCAGCUUGACUUGGCCAAUCAGCUUUUCUCUGAGGCGGAGCUGGAGGUAGCCAUGGGCCACCUAGCGCAAGCCAACAGCGCCGACACUCUGCGUUCACUCAACCUGAGUGGGACCAGGAUCACGCCAGCUGCCUUGAGACCUCUCAUUGGCCAGACGACAGCACUUGACUACCUCAACCUGUCCUCGUGUCGGUAUCUUCCCAGAGGGCUGAAAAGGAUAUAUCGCGGACAAGAGGACAUUCGGCAGUUGCUGGAUAAAUUGGAGUAGAGAUCAAACUGUGAGCCAUGGUUGCCUCAAUAUUAUUCAUAUAAAACUUUUGUAACUCGCGGGUCAUAUCAAACUUUUGUACUUGCUGCGUGAUCUGCCACUCAGCUAGUUUAUUGAUUGGAAAUAAAUUAAUAUGAUUCCUAAUUGUGUGUGAGUGGUUCAUUUAAUAUGAUCAGUUAUUUUAGUCAAUUAUCAUGACACAUUUUUGUUGUCUGCGAUGUGCAAUGAAAUGAAAACAGGUAUUAGUAUUCAAUUAUGUUUAUUAGGCCAUGUUAAAUUACAUGAAUAAAAUUAAUGAAAAGGGUUCUUUCAACUUGAGGCAAAACUAAACAUGAUUCAAAAUGCUUUUAUAUAAGUAGGCAUAGCUCAAAAAUUUCCAGGCUUAUGAAAC
Corythoichthys intestinalis (scribbled pipefish) is the source of this 2489-nucleotide messenger RNA. It is a transcript of the gene fbxl6, whose product is annotated as F-box and leucine-rich repeat protein 6. Bases 392 to 2098 code for a protein of 568 amino acids. Gene Ontology annotation, cellular component: SCF ubiquitin ligase complex. The transcript is spliced from 10 exons. The record is from RefSeq and is a predicted model, not a curated record. Gene Ontology annotation, molecular function: protein binding. Lineage: Eukaryota; Metazoa; Chordata; Actinopteri; Syngnathiformes; Syngnathidae.